This is a messenger RNA of Cuscuta europaea, 1080 nucleotides long. Lineage: Eukaryota; Viridiplantae; Streptophyta; Magnoliopsida; Solanales; Convolvulaceae. The record is from the annotation of a GenBank genome assembly.
CAAUUCUCAUUUUUCUAAUUCAUGUUCAAAAAUUCUAUUUGGAAGACAAUUAGGGAUUUGGAAGAUAAUUAGGGAGGGAGGUUACAUGUACUGAUGUACAUGCUAUCAAAAUUCUUCAUCCCAAUGGUCAUGUUCCAAAAAUUGAUUAUUUCGGUACAAGUUGUAGGCAUGUAGCACUAGCACCGCCCAUUAUCUAAUUCAGAAAUUCAUAAUUCAUGACUAGCAUUCAUUUGCAGAAACUGGAAAAUGGCGAACAGGGUCUCCAAUAUGUCCGAUCUGAUUCAGCGCAUUACAGCAUCUUGCCUGCUCCACCCGCCCGUCACUGCCGCCGGUCACGAUAACGGAGAUUCCGACGAAGACAAGUACAACGACUCCAACUCCGGCGAUGCGGAAAUUACUCACUGCGAAGACGGCGGAGAAGGAGAAGGAGAAGAUUCCGAAAUUCUGGAAAGCAAUAAUAAGGAGGAUCUCAGAUCGGAAAGGGUCGUAGAAAUGGAAAUGAUAUUGGGGGAAGUGUUCGAGGCGGUGGUGAACAUGAAGAAGGCGUACGUUAGCCUGCAGCAAGCGCACAUUCCUUGGGAUCCGGAUAAGAUGCGCGUGGCUGACGUGGCCGUGGUGGCAGAGCUCCGGAGGCUGGGUAUCUUGAAGGAAAGGUAUAAGCGGAGCGUCGGCGCUGAUGGCGGCGAAAGAGGGAGGCGGAUUGUUGGGGCGGCGACGCUGAGGGAAGUGGUGGCUCCGUACGAGGCGGUGGCAGAUGAUUUGAGAAGAGAAGUGAAGUGUAAAGAAGCUGAGAUAGAGACCUUGAAAGAGAAGCUCAAAACGACGGCAUCGUUGACUCAUAGUAAAGGGAAGAAAAUAAAGUCAAAGCAAAACGUAAGCUGCAGCACUCAACUCCAAGUGGCAAUGCCGCCGGCGCCAGCACUAUUCGAGAACACAGUGAGUUUGGUAAAAGGAGCUACAAAAUCGUUCACGGCGUUACUUCUCUCACUGAUGCGAUCCGCACACUGGGACAUAACCGCGGCCGUGAGAUCUAUCGAAGCCGCCUCAUCUUCCGGCACAACCACUUCCACGGCAGCCGCG